This is a messenger RNA of Salvelinus fontinalis (brook trout), 1216 nucleotides long. RefSeq names its product rho-related GTP-binding protein RhoG-like. Bases 145 to 720 code for a protein of 191 amino acids. Gene Ontology annotation, biological process: cortical cytoskeleton organization; small GTPase-mediated signal transduction; establishment or maintenance of cell polarity. NCBI's taxonomy places the organism in Eukaryota, Metazoa, Chordata, Actinopteri, Salmoniformes, Salmonidae. The transcript has 2 exons. Gene Ontology annotation, cellular component: cytoskeleton; plasma membrane; cell cortex. Gene Ontology annotation, molecular function: GTP binding; GTPase activity; protein kinase binding. The record is from RefSeq and is a predicted model, not a curated record.
CAGCGAACACACACACUUCCUCCACUACAGCAACACUUUGCUUGACUGCUUUGACGCUCUCGGACAGAUUGUAGGCUAUAUGUUCAUACAAAACCUGCCAUUAAAGAAAGUAUGUUUGGUGUCUGAGAGAGUGAAGGGGCCAGAAUGCAGAGCAUCAAGUGUGUGGUGGUAGGAGACGGUGCAGUAGGGAAGACCUGCCUACUCAUCUCCUACACCACCAACGCCUUCCCCAAGGAGUACAUCCCCACUGUGUUUGACAACUACAGUGCCCAAGUGACUGUGGACAGCAGGACUAUUAGCCUCAACCUGUGGGACACAGCAGGCCAGGAGGAGUACGACCGCCUGCGCACCCUCUCCUACCCCCAGACCAACGUGUUUGUCAUCUGCUUCUCUGUUGCCAGCCCCCCCUCCUUUGAGAACGUCAAGCACAAGUGGCACCCGGAGGUCACCCACCACUGUCCCAAUACGCCCAUUCUACUGGUGGGCACCAAGAAGGACCUGCGUAAUGACCCGGAGGUGUUGAAGAAGCUUAAGGAUCAGAACCAGACAACCAUCACCCAACAGCAGGGCACUGCCCUGGCCAGGCAGAUCCAAGCCAUCAAGUACCUUGAAUGCUCUGCCCUCAACCAAGAUGGAAUCAAAGAGGUGUUCGCUGAGGGUGUGCGAGCCUUUCUCAACCCACAACCUGUCGCCACCAAGAAACCCUGUGUGCUAUUGUAAAGGCAGUAGGAAACCCUGUGUGCUAUUGUAAAUGCAGUAGGAACCCCUGUGUGCUAUUGUAAAGGCAGUAGAGAUACUAUCACAUAUGCAAAUCAAACAGAACAAUAUUAAUUAAUUGAAUGUGUGUAAACCAUUGGAGUUGAUUUUAUUGUGAAAUAUGUUUUUGUUGUACUGCCGAUAACAAACCCUGCCAUAUCAAGACUUCCUUGAGACAAGAGGAACAUUGAGGAAGAGGCAUUGGCUCAAGAUGGAUGCCUCAAAACUGAGCCAAUGUUAGGUAGGCAAGAAGGACCUGGGUCAAAUGCUGUCUGUAAGAAUCCUUGCUUUCGUAUAUCCAUUAUUUUGCCCUCUUUUUAUAGCAAUUAACAAACAAGACCUGAGACUUUCUGAUGAGGAGAUACAUUCUCUCAUUUAUCAGUGCUUGUAUUGUUGUCACAUUUUGACAUGUAUGGCCUUUACAAAAAAAAUAAAAAAAAAUAUCAGGAAUUUAAAUAUC